This is a messenger RNA of Cydia pomonella (codling moth), 4939 nucleotides long. Its product is annotated as serine hydrolase-like protein. Bases 202 to 1125 code for a protein of 307 amino acids. The record is from RefSeq and is a predicted model, not a curated record. The transcript has 7 exons. Lineage: Eukaryota; Metazoa; Arthropoda; Insecta; Lepidoptera; Tortricidae.
UACGUGUUUUUAAGUCUCGAGUUUAUUAACAGAAAUAUUGGUCAUAACUUUUAUCAUUGAAAUUAUAAUAUGGUAAUGAUUAGAUUCAUUCGAUUUAAGUGAAUGAUUAGCGAGUUAAACGAAUUGCAAACGGCAAGAAUAUUGUAAAUAUUGUUUUAGUGUCAUUUAUAAAAUACUGUGUAAAUAAAUACAUUUAAUAAAAUGCUUGACUCUGAAAAGGAAUGGUUUAUCGAAGCUCCAUGGGGAAGAAUUUGUGUUGUGGCAUGGGGCUCCUGCUUCAACCCGCCUGUACUACUGGUACAUGGAGCAGUGGACUCAGCAGCUAGCUGGAGGCCCAUCAUAGAGCGACUCCCUGACCGGUUCUACUACAUUGCCAUGGAACUCCCAGGCAACGCCCACUCAGACUGGUUCCCGCCCGGCGUCAUGAUGUCGGCACACGACCUGGUGUACUCCAUGGAGGUGGUCCGGAGACACUUCCGCUGGAAGACCUUCGGGUUCAUGGGGCAUUCACUCGGGACUCUUCUAGGUAAAGUGUACAACCUGUCGUACCCUGACAGGAUGUCGUUCGUGGUGGAUUUCGACCCCACACCGGCGUACGCUACCGUCCGACCAGACCAGUUUGCAGCAUGGUACCAUUAUUACUUCACGAGGUAUUACCAGAAGUAUCAUAUCUACAACUCGCCCAAGAAGAACGCUCCGAAAUACACGAGAGAAAAGGCGCUGUCAAUGCUGGAGCACAACCGCGGUCUGACGGGCGCCGUAGCGAGCAUGGUGCUUGACAGAAUCAGCGAGCCGGUGGGGGAGGGGCUCGUCAGAUACAUCUACGACCAGCGUACCAAAACCGUCAUAUUCCCGCCCAACACAUCCGAACAUCUACAAAAACUGUACACCAACCUGAAAACGCCCACACUCACAAUAGUCGCCACAGAGUCUCUAGAGCGCGGCGCAUACAAAGCGACCCCGUUCGCGCUUGACGAAACUUGUUACCCAAAUAAAAAUUAUAGAGUAAUCACGGUGGAGGGGAAACACGAUGUUCAUGUGAUGCACCCGGAGAGGAUGGCGGCGUUUGUUGAGCUGUUUUUAGUGUAUGGAGUGGACGGGCUGGAUAGGAAAGCUAAACUGUGAUAUAUAUUUUUUUUGUUUUUUUUUUUGUUUUGUUAUACCCGGUGCCCGCGAGGAAACGGAAAUAUUUUAACAGUAUAUUCCUGGUCGUAUUUAGAGACGAAAAUGUCAUAUAAACUUUUUUUUUAUUCGCCUAGUUUCAGUGUUAAUACCAAUAAAAAAAAAACGUUUUUUUAUUGUGUUCUAGUGCAUAACGCAUUUUUGAUGGCGGUGUCCCCACUAUGGGACCUAGUAUAGACGUCCUUAUUGACAGAUAUCGAAGCGACAAGGAACACUUUGAAUAGGGGAGAAUCAACUUUUUAGCGUCACUCGUUGCCAUGGUUACGAUUAGUUGUCCAGGGGACAAAAGUUCAUUGAAAUACUGAUUUUAUGGUACUUAAAUGUAUCAAACUUGCGUUUUCGUAAAAACUAGUCUAUAGACUAGUUUAUAGACUAGUCUAUAGACUAGUUUUUACGAAAAAAAUGAACCAAUACCAAUUCAUAUUAAUAAGUUUAAUAACAUACAAAAUGUAAAAAAAAAAAAUUUUUUUUGGCGGAAUUCACUUAAAUUUAUUAAUGAUUUAUUCCUUCUUAUUUUUAUUUAUUUAAAAUAUGUUUACACGACAUUACAGAAAUCUAAUCCGUCAUGCAACGAAGAUCAAACAUAUUAACAACAGCACAUAAAAGAAGAUACAAUAACAUUGUACACAAAAUAAAACAAUAUUACAUUAAACUCGAAAGCCUGGCAUCCAUCACCUCACAUGACCUCAGGAAUACGUGGUUAAAUUUUUUCAGUUACCUCGCCUAAUUUGUAUUAGGUAGAUACUUGAAGGAACAAUAUCUUAUACCUUUAAACGAGCAAUUCUUGUAUAUAAACAUAUUUCGGGGAUCUCGGAAAUAGCUCUAACGAUUUCAAUGAAAUUUGCUAUGUGAGGGUUUUCGGGGCGAAAAAAUCUAACUAGGUCUUGUCUCUAGGAAAACGCGUAUUUUUUAUGUUUUCUGAGCAUAGCUCGGUCUCCCGAAUAUUUACUGAUUAAGAGGGAAGAAUAAGAAUAGCUUCGCGAUCGUAGCGAAAUAACGGUAUUUUUUCUAUGAAAUUCUAUUUCGGGAGAAAACUUUUUCCACUAACAAGGAAAGGUACCCAACUGUCCGGUUCCGAUUUGAUUUAUAUUUAUAUAUGUUAUAGAGUAGUCUAAAAUAACAGACACGUAUUUUUUUUAGCUGCCCAAACUCAACCUAUUGGGAGAAAUUGUCCUCCAAAGUACUAAAAAAUUACUAAAUCUUCUAACUCCUGUAGAAAGUGAUGCUCAAGCAACUUGCUAGUUAAUGGCUGGUUUGAGUAUAUGUUUGAGAGCAGGAAAAAAUAAUGAGCACGAAACUCAUUUUUUUCUAAAAAAACGACAUUUGAAGUUUUAUAAUAUGUUAUCGCUAAAGAGACACAUAAAGACGGAUGUUUUUUUAGGAAAACUUGAGUUUAAGCAGAUAUAACAAAACAUGUUCUCAUAUUUUUUUCCUGCUCUGUAUAAUAUAUUAUAUAUGUACACAGUAUAGUGACUACUUAAAAAACACGAAACAAAAUGAUUUGAUUUGGUCCCUAAGUUUUAAUAUUUUUAUUGUUUUUUAUGAAGAUUUAAAAGGAAAUAGAGCCAGACCAAGCUAAGUUGGCAGCGAUUUUAACAGCCCAACCUGUUGCAAGUUUUAAUAAAGCGUCAUAGUUUAAUAGGAGUUUAAAAUAACACUUGCACAGGCUGGGCUGUCAAAAUCGUUGCCAACUUAGCUUGGUCUGACUUUAGUGUAUUAUUUUUUAUUUAUUUAGAAAAAGUGAAAGUUAUGGUCUUGCUAUUUAUUGUUGUGCUUGUAAUAUUAAUAGAUUAAUUUUUAGAAAAUAUGUUUGUGGUAGGGACGGAAAGGUGUAGUUUUAGAAAAAAACCUGGCUAAUUGGUACAUUCCAAAGUAAUCUACAUUUAAAUGAGCGUUUCUUAAAAAAAAUCACUUUCAUUAAUUUUGUAUUUUUUCAUAAAUUUUGUGUUUCUUCUACUCAGACUCACGAGUCCUUUCGAUUCUGAUGGGAAUAAAAAAAUGUCCCAAAGUUUUUUUCCUAUUGUGUUACCAUUUCCCCUUAUACUUUGUAUGGCGAUGGUGGUAACAAAAAGGAAAGUUUAAAAAAUGUAUGGAAAUUUUGGGAUCCUUUCUCCCUAUACGGGUGAAAAGGGACCAUUUCCCCUUAUACUUUGUAUGGCGAUGCUGGUAACAAAAAGGAAAGUUUAAAAAAUGUAUGGAAAUUUUGGGAUCCUUUCUCCCUAUACGGGUGAAAAGGGACCAUUUCCCCUUAUACUUUGUAUGGCGAUGCUGGUAACAAAAAGGAAAGUUUGAAAAAGGUAUGGAAAUUUUAGGAACCUUUCUCCCUAUACGGGUGAAAAGGGACCAUUUCCCCUAAUACUUUGUAUGGCGAUGGUGGUAACAAAAAGGAAAGUUUGAAAAAGGUAUGGAAAUUUUGGGAACCUUUCUCCCUAUACGGGUGAAAAGGGACCAUUUCCCCUUAUACUUUGUAUGGCGAUGCUGGUAACAAAAAGGAAAGUUUGAAAAAGGUAUGGAAAUUUUAGGAACCUUUCUCCCUAUACGGGUGAAAAGGGACCAUUUCCCCUUAUACUUUGUAUGGCGAUGGUGGUAACAAAAAGGAAAGUUUAAAAAAUGUAUGGAAAUUUUAGGACACUUAUUCUCCUAUAAGGACGAAAAGGGCUCACGAUCCUGACUAGAAAUAACACAAGUGAUGAAAAAGGUCACAAAAAAGUGUCAAAAAAAGAACCGCUCCAAUAUAUGUACAGUCAGACUCAAUUGUAGAAUAAAACAACGCGUCCUAUGCAGUAGAUAUUUACAUUCUGUAAAAAAUUAACAAAAAUUGAUGUAUUUAUAUUUUAUAUAAGGUGCUAUAGGUAAGAAUAAGAAUAAGAAUAAGAAUAUUUUUUUUUUUAAACUUAAGUAAGUCACCUGUUGUAUGUAGUUGUGACGUGUCCGAAUAGACAUUUGUUUUGUUUGUGUGUGUCUUUUAAACAUGUAUUGUCUAUUCGAACACGUCACAACUACAUACAACAGGUGACUUACUUAAGUUUUUUACCUAUAACAAAUUAAAGCCCGACCAGAAAUAUAUGAUCAUUGUCAAGAGGGCGCUGUUAUUUUCAUGUAUAGGGUGACAGUUCAGUUUAGUAUGAAAAAAUUUGUUCCAAUGAAAUUCCGCAAUAUGGGGCGUGAUAAUAUGUAUAUCAGGCCAGGCUUUAGUUUCAUAGUCUGUCUAGCAAAGUAUGCCAGUAGCAAUGUACAGCAAAGUGAAGUAGUGCAACACUCAAAAAACAGUAUUGCGUUGGUAUUGCGCUAAGAAAAGCAGCAAUGUACAUCUAACCAAAACAUGUAACUAACAUAACCUCAAAUUUUACAAAAAUUUACGAUCAACGCGCGUGAUUGUAUAUUGUAGGCACCUUGGCUUUGGUUAAGUUCAUGCACAAGCUUAUUUAAUAUAUUGGUAUUUGGUAACAGCAGAAUUUUCCCUUGAAAUAGCAAAUUCAGAAUGUAAACAAACAUGAUGGCUGUCAUUCACUAUACACAUUCCACAGAUAAAACACAGAUGACACGCGAUUUUGGAAUUAUUCGAAAACAUUGUUGCUAACCCGCGAUUAUUCAAAUUUGCCGCCUUUUGCUACUGACAAGAUUUGUGACCAAGUAUAGUUACCAAUAUUUAGGGCAUGGGCUUUGAGGUUUCCAGUGAAAAAACACUGAAAUUAUGUCAUUGGCAUAUUUGUAUUAUUUGUGGUGGAAGAAAUACAUUUAUUACUUUGUUAUCAAA